AUGGUGUUCCAGUUUGACUGCACAAACACACUCAACGACCAGACCUUGGAGAACGUCACGGUGCAGAUGGAGCCCACUGAAGCCUACGAGGUGCUCUGUUACGUGCCUGCCCGAAGCCUACCCUACAACCAGCCUGGGACCUGCUACACAUUGGUGGCACUGCCCAAGGAAGACCCUACAGCUGUGGCCUGCACAUUCAGCUGCAUGAUGAAGUUCACUGUCAAGGACUGUGACCCCACCACUGGGGAGACCGAUGAUGAAGGCUAUGAAGAUGAAUAUGUGCUGGAAGAUCUGGAAGUCACUGUCGCAGAUCACAUCCAAAACGUCAUGAAGCUGAACUUCGAAGCAGCCUGGGAUGAGGUAGGGGAUGAGUUUGAGAAGGAGGAAACAUUCACCUUGUCUACCAUCAAGACACUUGAAGAGGCUGUGGGCAAUAUUGUGAAAUUCCUGGGAAUGCACCCUUGUGAGAGGUCAGACAAAGUGCCAGGUAACAAGAACACCCACAUGUUGCUCCUGGCUGGUGUGUUCCGGGGAGGUCAUGACAUCUUGGUGCGCUCCCGACUGCUGCUUUUGGACACAGUAACAAUGCAGGUGACAGCCAGAAGUUCGGAGGAGCUGCCAGUAGACAUCAUCUUGGCGUCUGUGGGCUAA
Odobenus rosmarus divergens (Pacific walrus) is the source of this 651-nucleotide messenger RNA. RefSeq names its product coatomer subunit gamma-1-like. The record is from RefSeq and is a predicted model, not a curated record. The transcript has a single exon. NCBI's taxonomy places the organism in Eukaryota, Metazoa, Chordata, Mammalia, Carnivora, Odobenidae. The coding region runs from base 1 to 651 and encodes 216 amino acids.